GAUGUGAAGUGGGAACAGGAAUCAUUAUCAUUUCCACAUAAGACAGCGGAGGAGUCACAAUGGUUCAUAAAGUUUCCAUGAAACGAUAACUAGGAAGCUUCCUCUGUUUUCACCAUUCUCAGUCAAUGGAGUCAAUGCUGUGUGGUCAACAAAAGUACAAAGCCUCUUAAUCUGUAAUUCCUUGCUCCACAUAUAGCGCUCUGUUAUUAAUCAUGGAUUCUUGAAUCCUCUCUCCACCAUAUACUAAUAAUGGAUUCUUCUUUUUUACUCGAAACUGUUGCUGCUGCAACAGGCUUCUUCACACUUUUGGGUACAAUACUUUUUAUGGUUUACAGAAAAUUCAAAGACCAUCGAGAAAACAAAGAAAAUGAUUCUUCUUCUUCAACACAACCGUCUCCUUCACCACCUCUGUCGUCUUUAUCUCUCACGCGAAAAUACGAUGUCUUUCCAAGCUUCCGCGGGGAAGAUGUCCGCAAAGACUUCCUCAGUCACAUUCAGAAGGAGUUUCAAAGACAAGGAAUCACACCAUUUGUUGAUAACAAUAUCAAGAGAGGAGAAUCUAUCGGUCCAGAACUCAUUCGGGCGAUUAGAGGGUCCAAGAUCGCAAUCAUCUUGCUCUCCAAGAACUACGCUUCUUCAAGCUGGUGCUUAGACGAAUUGGUGGAGAUCAUAAAGUGCAAGGAAGAAAUGGGUCAAACAGUGAUAGUCAUUUUCUACAAAGUGGAUCCAUCUCUUGUAAAGAAGCUGACCGGUGAUUUCGGGAAGGUAUUCAGAAACACUUGUAAGGGUAAAGAAAGAGAAAACAUUGAAAGAUGGAGAGAAGCUUUCAAAAAAGUAGCAACAAUAGCUGGUUACGAUUCAAGAAAAUGGGAUAACGAAUCGGGCAUGAUCGAAAAAAUAGUCAGUGAUAUUUCGGAAAUGCUGAAUCAUUCGACGCCGUCACGUGAUUUUGACGAUUUGAUUGGGAUGGGAGAUCACAUGGAAAAGAUGAAACCAUUGUUAGACAUAGACUCAGAUGAAAUGAAGACGAUAGGAAUAUGGGGUCCUCCUGGGGUUGGCAAAACCACCAUUGCUAGAUCUUUAUAUAAUCAACACUCGGACAAAUUUCAACUGAGUGUCUUUAUGGAGAGUAUCAAAACCGCGUACACAAUACCAGCGUGUUCCGAUGACUACUAUGAAAAGUUGCAACUACAACAACGGUUUCUGUCUCAAAUAACCAACCAGGAAAAUGUCCAGAUCCCACAUUUAGGAGUUGCACAAGAAAGGUUGAACGACAAGAAAGUUCUUGUUGUUAUUGAUGAUGUGAAUCAGUCAGUACAAGUAGAUGCCUUGGCGAAAGAAAAUGAUUGGCUAGGUCCUGGGAGUCGGAUUAUCAUCACAACCCAAGACCGAGGAAUUUUGAGGGCGCAUGGGAUCGAACAUAUUUACGAGGUGGAUUAUCCCAACUAUGAAGAGGCCCUUCAAAUCUUUUGCAUGCAUGCUUUUGGUCAAAAGUCCCCAUAUGAUGGUUUUGAGGAGCUUGCUCAACAAGUUACAACACUUUCGGGUAGACUUCCUUUGGGACUUAAGGUUAUGGGAUCCUAUUUCCGGGGAAUGACCAAGCAGGAGUGGACAAUGGCACUACCAAGGGUAAGGACUCACCUUGACGGAAAAAUUGAGAGCAUUCUAAAACUCAGUUACGAUGCCUUAUGUGAUGUAGAUAAAAGUUUGUUCCUUCAUCUAGCUUGCUCUUUCCACAAUGAUGAUACCGAGUUAGUAGAACAGCAGCUUGGAAAGAAGUUCUCGGAUUUGAGGCAAGGGCUUCACGUCUUAGCUGAGAAAUCGCUUAUACAUAUGGAUUUAAGACUGAUACGUAUGCAUGUUCUGCUGGCACAACUUGGUAGAGAAAUUGUUCGUAAACAAUCCAUUCAUGAGCCUGGACAACGUCAAUUUUUGGUUGAUGCAACAGAUAUUCGUGAAGUACUCACUGAUGAUACAGGCAGUAGAAGUGUAAUAGGCAUAGAUUUCGACUUCAAUACGAUGGAGAAAGAAUUAGAUAUAAGUGAGAAAGCCUUCCGAGGAAUGUCUAAUCUUCAGUUCAUAAGAAUUUAUGGUGACCUUUUUAGCCGUCACGGAGUAUACUAUUUUGGCGGUCGCGGUCACCGCGUGUCUCUGGAUUAUGAUAGUAAAUUGCACUUCCCGCGAGGUCUGGACUAUUUACCUGGAAAACUUAGGUUAUUACAUUGGCAACAAUUUCCGAUGACAAGUUUGCCCUCUGAGUUUCAUGCGGAGUUCCUUGUUAAACUAUGCAUGCCCUACAGCAAGCUUGAGAAGUUGUGGGAAGGAAUUCAAGUAACUGUUUGUUCUCUUUAUUUACUUCUCUCCAACUUUCAUUUUUUUUUCUUUUUCGAAUGGAUUAUUUGAUGUAUACGAACGGCUUUGAAACGCUUUCACACUUCUAAACUUCUAGUUGUGGUUUUUGUACUGCAGCCGCUUAGAAAUCUCGAGUGGCUGGAUUUGACUUGUUCCAGAAAUCUGAAGGAGCUUCCUGAUCUUUCAACAGCCACUAAUCUCCAAAGACUGUCCAUUGAGCGUUGCUCAAGUUUGGUGAAGCUCCCUUCCUCUAUUGGGGAAGCCACUAAUCUCAAGAAAAUAAACUUGAGAGAGUGCUUAUCUCUGGUGGAAUUACCCUCCUCAUUUGGGAAUCUUACUAAUCUCCAAGAAUUGGAUCUUAGAGAAUGCUCAAGUCUAGUGGAGCUCCCAACCUCGUUUGGGAAUCUUGCUAAUGUUGAAAGCCUGGAAUUUUAUGAAUGCUCAAGUUUGGUGAAGCUCCCAUCAACUUUUGGGAAUCUUACUAAUCUCAGAGUGUUGGGUCUUAGAGAAUGCUCAAGUAUGGUGGAGCUCCCAUCCUCGUUUGGGAAUCUUACUAAUCUCCAAGUAUUGAAUCUUAGAAAAUGCUCAACUCUGGUGGAACUCCCCUCCUCAUUUGUGAAUCUUACUAAUCUCGAAAAUUUGGAUCUUAGAGAUUGCUCAAGUCUACUCCCCUCCUCGUUUGGGAAUGUCACUUAUCUCAAGAGAUUGAAGUUUUAUAAAUGCUAAAGUCUGGUGGAGCUCCCCUUUUUCUAAUAUAUAUAUAUAUAUAUCCGUUGGUAUAGUUCUCUGGGAUUCUAGUUCUUCGCAUGCGGUCUUAAUAAUUUGUUCAACCUCUUCUCAUGGUAUGUGUGAUUUGAAUGUUAUUUUUCCCAUUUUCUUGCAUGCAGAUGAUUUUAUUGCAAAUAGAAACGUAUUUUGUAGUUUUCCUUUGUUAUUGCUUGUCCGAUAUUUUUCGAUGCGAAAACAUUCAGUGUAGUUUUCGAUGGAGUUAAGAAGACAACUUUAUCAUUGGUCCAUCCAUGUCUUAAUCUAUUAGCUGUGAAAUUUCAUGUUUUGACGGAGACAUAGAUUUAAUUAAUGUAUCCUUGUACUUUAUUCCUUGCUAAUUCCUUCUUAGAG
This is a messenger RNA of Arabidopsis thaliana (thale cress), 3471 nucleotides long. RefSeq names its product Disease resistance protein (TIR-NBS-LRR class) family. Gene Ontology annotation, biological process: response to other organism; defense response; signal transduction. The transcript has 3 exons. Gene Ontology annotation, molecular function: NAD+ nucleosidase activity, cyclic ADP-ribose generating; ADP binding. Lineage: Eukaryota; Viridiplantae; Streptophyta; Magnoliopsida; Brassicales; Brassicaceae. The record is from RefSeq and is marked reviewed. Bases 250 to 2403 code for a protein of 717 amino acids.